Rasamsonia emersonii CBS 393.64 is the source of this 2259-nucleotide messenger RNA. RefSeq names its product RNA polymerase II C-terminal domain-binding protein RA4. Gene Ontology annotation, cellular component: nucleus. Gene Ontology annotation, molecular function: RNA binding. The transcript is spliced from 7 exons. Bases 1 to 2259 code for a protein of 752 amino acids. Lineage: Eukaryota; Fungi; Ascomycota; Eurotiomycetes; Eurotiales; Trichocomaceae. The record is from RefSeq and is a predicted model, not a curated record.
AUGUCUUCUGCUGUAGCAGAGCUGGACAGCUAUCUCCAGUCCAUGCUGGCCCUGAAGCCUCCGGGUGUGUCAGGUUCUAAGAUCAACAGCAUCACUCAACUCUGUACGGCCAAUGUUCAGUCCGAAUCUGUCCUCAUUCAGAAGAUCUACACGCACUUCAAGAGAGCUCCGGGAACACACAAGCUGGGCGUACUCUAUGUCGUAGACUCUGUAACUCGACAAUGGGUAGAAGCAGCACGAAAAGCAGGCCAACCCUCUGGGAGCGCCGCUCCUGAUGGGACCUUCGCUGCUGGGGUCAACAGAGUGACAGAACUCUUGCCCGUCCUGAUGACAGAUAUCAUAAACAACGCUCCUGAAGAUCAAAAGGAGAAGAUCAAGAAGCUGGUCGACAUCUGGGAGCGUGGAUGCACGUUUCCUGCACCCAUGCUUGCUUCUUUCAAGGAGAAACUAAACGCACCGCCAUCUAAAAACGUUGAGUCUACUACACCAGAAGGAUCCCCGGCUCCAAAUUACAUUCCCCUUGGAGCUUCACAACCGCAACAGCAGAACGGCACGGCCGCAACAACAACGACAACAACAGCAACCACUUCUGCGGCGCCCGCUCAGGCUGCGCCAGACACGUCCAGCAUUUUGAAAGCUCUGGCAGACAUGGCGAAGCAGAACACCGCAGCUCCUGCAGCGCCUAGUGUUCCUGCGCAGACUAGCCCUCUUAAUGUAUUAAACGCGCAGAAUGCAGUCCCGCAACCCGUGUCCUCGUCCGUAGACCAGGCUUCUCAACCAGCGAGCGGGCAGGCUGCUGUAAACCCAUUCGCGAACCCCUUUGCGGCCCUGGGUAAUCUUGCGCAAAAUCAAAGCAUGGUCCCUCAGAGUCAAAGCCAGACAUCCAACCCAAUUCCUGCUACUCAGCAAAAUCCUUUAGCUGCGUUGUUGCCACAAGCAGCUGCGGCUCCUGCGAUCUCGCCCGAGGCAUUGCAACAGAUUCAGCUGCUUCAGUUGCUCGCCGCGCAAGGUAUCCCGCAGGAGCAGUGGGCGACAGCUCUCCAAAUCCUAAGCCUCACCAACAGCGCUAAUGCUGGUAUGGCCAACAUGAACGCCGCUCAGACUGGUUAUAACAUGCAAACUGCAACCAGUCAGCCAUCCUGGCCAGGCCGUACUGAUGCAGCAUCACGUGAUUCUGACCGGGACCGCGAGAAGGACCGCGAGUACAUGCGAUCCCCCCCAGGCCAGUAUCGUCGCCGCUCGCGUUCUCCCGACUGGGAUCGACGUCGUGAUGUUUCUCCUCCCCGUCGUCGCGAUAGCCCUGUGUAUGGCGAGUAUCAUGGAGACUCCCCUAGCCGGAGGGGCGGAGAUCCUCGUGACGCCCGUGGCCGGCGAGGCAAUGACUACCGCCAGCGUAGCCCGCCAGGCAGGAGACGUCGCACUCCCACUCCCCCUCGUAAGGACCCUUCACUUCCUCCACCCGGACCGAAGCUGGUCGAGUGGGACUAUUCCAUCGGUCAAGGAAAUAUCAAAGUGUUGAGCCGGACCCUUUUUGUUGGCGGCGUAACUUCCUCGGAAGCUCAUCUGCGCACUCUGUUCAACAAAUAUGGUGUUGUUCAGACGUGCAUCGUCAAUAUUGACAAGCGCCACGCAUUCAUCAAGAUGAUUAGCCGUAGAGACGCUGUGAAUGCCCGGGAGGGUAUGGAGACUUACAAGUCGGGUGAUAUGCAGCUCAGAACUCGAUGGGGUGUCGGCUUUGGUCCUCGUGACUGCAGUGACUACCAGACGGGUAUCAGUGUGAUCCCGAUCGAGAGACUCACGGAAGCAGACAAGAAAUGGUUGCUCACCGCAGAGUAUGGUGGAACGGGUGGAAGACCCAUCGAAUCUGGCAUGGUCGUCGAGGAGCCCGAUAUUGAAAUCGGUGCCGGAGUUUCGUCGAAAGCGAUCAGCAGACGCAUGGCGACUGAUCAGGGUGGAAAGCGUGGUCCUCAAUCUUCUCGGGCCCAGCACGAGCGUUUCCGUCGUCAGGAGCGCGGUUCGGACAGCAAUAGCGGCGGCGCUAAUAGUGGUGCAGGAGGCUCUGGAGGCAAUAAUACUGACCGCGAUUCCUCGAAUGCGAACAAUCCUGCCGUGCCGCCAGCUGUCCCUGGUUUUGGCUUCUCUUUCCCCGGAAUGCCUAUGUUCCCUCCUGGUUUCAUGAUGGGAGGAACUCAGGCCGGGUCCACCAGCACGACGCAAGCUCAGCCACCUCCCCCUGGUCAAAGCAGCAGCAGCAGCUAA